UGAAUCCCGAGUGGUGCAGGGUGAACGUUAGUUAGCGCGGAGCGAUUAACGUUAAUCUUGAAUUAAAAAUCAAACACACAGACCAAGUGUGUUUUAUAUUUGGGUAUAUACACGGCGAGAGUCUGUUUUGUUAACCGUCACAGCUACCAGCUUUUUAGAUCGCCUGGACUAUUGUUGUAAAAGAUGACUGAUCCAUCAACUGCCAACAAAGACUUUACGGAGCAGCUGCGGAUGCAGGAAAUGUAUGACCGUAGAAAUGCAGAUGGCUCUGACGCCAACACCUACAUUGACCCAGAGGAUGGGACUGUGUAUGACUGGGACCCAGCAAAGAAAGCUUGGUUCCCUAAAAUAACAGAGGACUUCAUUGCAGCCUACCAGGCAAACUAUGGCUUCAAUGAUGAUGGAGUUCCAGAUGCCAACAUCGCAGUGAGCAGCUCCAACACUGCAGCCCCAGAAACAGACAGCAAGUCAUCAGGAAAGAAGAAACCAGCAGAUGCUACCGAGGACCAGGACCCAGACGAGGAGUCUAAAGAAGCCAAACAGAAAGCGGAGAAAAGGAAAGCAGAACAAGGAUGGUUCGAUAUCGAGGACACUAAAAACACUAAUGUCUACGUAUCAGGCCUGCCUCUUGACGUCAGCAAUGAGGAGUUUGUUGAAAUUAUGUCCAAGUGCGGCAUUGUUAUGAGGGACCCCAUCACUGAAGAGUACAAGGUGAAACUCUACAAGGACAAAGAGGGAAAUCUGAAGGGAGAUGGCCUCUGCUGCUAUCUCAAGAAGGAGUCGGUGGCAUUGGCAUUGCGUCUGAUUGACGAGUCAGAGGUCAGAGGUUACAGACUGCAUGUGGAGGCAGCACACUUUGAGCUAAAGGGCCAAUAUGACGUCAGCAAGAAGAAGAAGAAAAACAAAGAGUAUAGGAAGAAAAUGCAGGCGCAACAGAAACAGCUGGACUGGAGGCCAGAGAGGCAAGGAGAAGUGAGGAAGAGGCAUGAAAAAGUGGUCAUAAUUAGGAACAUGUUCCACCCCAGUGACUUUGAGGAGGAUCCGCUGGAGUUGAAUGAGUAUCGUGAGGAUCUGCGGUCAGAGUGUGAGAAGUUUGGGGAGGUCAAGAAAGUCAUCCUCUUCGAUAGACACCCAGACGGCGUGGCAUCCGUCGCAUAUAAGGAGCCCGAACAAGCCGACGCCUGCAUCGAGUCGUUCAACGGGCGCUGGUUCGGAGGGAGGCAGCUGGUCGCUUUGCUUUGGGAUGGAACGACAGACUAUCAGGUGGAAGAGACGACCCGUGAGCGAGAGGAGCGACUAAAGGGUUGGUCUACUUUCCUGGAGGGAGGCACUCCGGGCCAGCAGAACGACACGGCCAAGCCAGCAGAGGGCGACACCUCCACCCCCAACACCGACACCAACACCUCCAACACCCCCAACACCCCCAACACCUCCACCACCACCACCACCACGACAGAACCCACAGAACCGUCCAGCACCACAGAGCCUGAACAGCAACCAAAAACAGAACCACAGCCACCGAAACAGGAAGAGGAAGCAGGAUCUACAGACAGCAGCAUGGCAGGAAGUGACGAUGAGGAAGCCUAGAUAUCUACGUGCACAUUUUGGUUCCCAAUGGCAACCAAUUAGGAGAGUCCUGAUUGAAUGAGAACUGUGGCACACCUCCGUGGUGAGCAGGCGAGCUGGAGCUGUUUUGUAAUGUUGAAAAAUAAAAUGAUGAUUCUGUCCUCCCUA
Molecule: messenger RNA, 1734 nt
Organism: Trematomus bernacchii (emerald rockcod)
Lineage: Eukaryota; Metazoa; Chordata; Actinopteri; Perciformes; Nototheniidae
Gene: htatsf1
Product: HIV-1 Tat specific factor 1
Exons: 10
Coding region: 184-1587 (467 amino acids)
Biological process (GO): mRNA splicing, via spliceosome
Cellular component (GO): U2 snRNP; U2-type spliceosomal complex
Molecular function (GO): RNA binding
Source: RefSeq, a predicted model, not a curated record